UUCCGUGAUAGAAUUUAUAGCAAUGGAACAGACAUCGAUGCUGGAUUUGCUAGCACUAGAAGACGACAAUGUCCUCAAGAAGAUCAAAAUGGAAACCUAGCUCCACUUGAUUUGGUAACACCUAAUCAAUUGGAUAACAACUACUUCAAGAAUUUGAGGCAAAGAAAAGGCCUUCUUCAAUCGGAUCAAGUUCUUUUGAGUGGAGGAUCUACCGAUGAUAUUGUUUUAGAAUAUAGCAAUAGCCCUCGAGCAUUUGCCUCUGAUUUUGCUGCAGCCAUGAUUAAAAUGGGAGAUAUUAGUCCUCUAACUGGUCAAAAUGGGAUCAUAAGAACGGUUUGUGGAGCUAUAAAUUGAUUUUUCAAAAGCCUAUUAUUAGUUGUAUAAUCGCUAAUUCAUUUGAUUUUUUUUCUUUAUAUAUUGUAUUGUUUCAAGAAUGAAAUAAAUCUUCGUUGUGAAAUAAAAUGUUUGGCUCCAUUUCUAAUA
Solanum pennellii is the source of this 483-nucleotide messenger RNA. Its product is annotated as lignin-forming anionic peroxidase-like. The record is from RefSeq and is a predicted model, not a curated record. The annotation marks the transcript as partial. Gene Ontology annotation, biological process: response to oxidative stress. NCBI's taxonomy places the organism in Eukaryota, Viridiplantae, Streptophyta, Magnoliopsida, Solanales, Solanaceae. Gene Ontology annotation, molecular function: heme binding; peroxidase activity. The transcript has a single exon.